Molecule: messenger RNA, 477 nt
Organism: Aegilops tauschii subsp. strangulata
Lineage: Eukaryota; Viridiplantae; Streptophyta; Magnoliopsida; Poales; Poaceae
Source: RefSeq, a predicted model, not a curated record
AUGACUCCUCGGCCGCCGGACGCAUGGGGGAAAAAGCUCCCGUGGGGACUGGUGAUGGGGGCCAAGGCGUCGCUGCUGGCUGCUGCCACUCGUACUGCAGAGAUCUCUGGUCUGAAGGAGAACCUGGAGCGGGCCGAGGAAGAACUCGGCCUCGUGAAAAGGCAGCUGCAGGAUAGCCAAGGGGCCACGGCCGAGGUGGCAGCCCUCAAGAAGGCAUUAGUCGAGGCCGAGGACAAAGCGGCUAAGGAACGCACCGCGCGCGAGGAGCACGAGGCCCGGGUUAGCAAGGCCCAGCAAGAGCUCCAGGACGCCGUUGAGAAGUUCGAGUCCUUGGAGCGCGAUUUUAAGACGCAAAACUCCGAACUUGCGAAGGCCCGCGAGCGCGCACAGGAUGCCCGAGCCAAAGCCCAGAGCGCCCUCCAGGAAAUUCAGGCGGCCAAGGAGAUUGUAGCGGCAUAUCAGAUGCCAAGAAGCUGA